ACAGAAGAGCUUUGUGUGGAGAAGGUUGGUGAGUAAGCAGCAGUCCACUCCCACACGGCCUCUGGUGACAUUCCGAAAGUGAAAGUGAGCGCAGAGGCUUGAGGGGAAAGAUGACAUUUCCUAAGAACAGAAGUUCUGCAGAAGUGUAAUGCCGUAGUUUACAUGUCCGGCCGUUUCCACUAGAAGCACACGCAGCUGUGGAGUCAUGCUGAAGUGGAGUGUGUUGGUGUAUGUGGUCGGGGUGAUGGUGGCUCUGCUCCACCUGCACUACACACACAGGCGGAUGCUGACGGAGCUGCAGGGCGUCAGAACCGAGUGCAGCAACUUCUACUGCUACUACUGCUGCUCAGGGACCUCUGUGACCCCUCUGUGUGGGAGCAGCAGAGGGAAACGGGACGUGUCCUCACAGAGAAAACUGAGACAGAAGAGACAGACAGAACAGCGCACGUUUCUGCACCUGGUUCCUGACUCCACAUACUCGUACGAUGAGCGCGAUAUGACCGUUCUUUCCUGGGCGGUUGGGCGUAGCCAGGGGGCGGGGCUUCAGGUAUCCGGGGAGUCCAUCACCGUGGUGACCGAGGGCUCAUACUUUAUUUACAGUCAGGUACUCUAUAAGGACCCCACCUGGGUGAUGGGUCAUGUGAUCACCAAGCGUCUGAAAGGGGCGGAGACUAAACUGAUGAAGUGCCUGAAGAGCAUGCCUAGUAACGUGAGCCUGCCUCUCAACACGUGUUACACCGCAGGCAUUCACUUCCUGGAGUCAGGGUCAGUUCUGGAACUUUCUGUCCCGCGGCGAUCAGCCCAGCUCGUGAUCUCGGCUCAGUCCACCUUCAUGGGGAUCUUCAGUAUCUGAGCUCCGGCCUGUGUGUGUGUGUGUGUGUGUGUGUGUGUGUGUGUGGUGGGGGGGUUCGAUGCGAGUGAAUUUCUAAUGAGAAGGUUAUUAAGGAAUCACAUCUGCAUACACACACACACACACACACACACACACACACACACACACACACACGCACACGCACACACACAUACACCUCUACGUAUCUUUCUUGCAUGCAGUUAGUAGAACACUCACCCACACCAUAGCUGUAUUUCUGACAGCAGUCUAUUUAUCCCUCUAAUGAAUGUUUACUCGUUAGCUCCUGAUCCAUGAUAGAGGGGAUGGAGACACCCAGUGGAGAAAUCAGGAACUACAGAAAUAACAAGCGACAAUAAUAAUAAUAAUAAUAAUAAUAUCAUAUCAACUUAUCCUGCUUACAGAAGCUGUAACACAUGAAAUAUCUUUUUUACAGCAUAAACUGGUCACGUGUGAUCAUGUACUUUUGAUAUUUUCUUACAUGCUAUUGUUUUUUCUGUCAGACCUUGACCUGACAAUGAAAUGUUUCGUGAUUUUUAAAUUUCCUAUAGAAAACUAUAACGUUGUUUUGUCAAAUCUAGAUCAGUGUGUGAGGCGGUUUAAAUAAAACACAUCAGACUCUACUGUGUGUGAUUCACUCUCAUAAACGAUAAACAACCCUAAAGCCAAAAGCUCUCCAUUUGUCAAAUCAGUCAAAUACUUUCCCCUCCAAAACUAUUGGAAUGGCAAGGCCAAUUCAGUUGUUUUUUUUUAAUGUAGACUGAAGACAUUUGGAUUUGAGAUCAAAAGAUGAAGAUGAGAAGAGAGGUUACAAUUUCAGCUUUUAUUUCCUGGUAUUUACAUCUAGACGUAUUAAACGACAUAGAACACAGCACAUUUUGUAUCAAACCACCCAAUUUGUAGGCGAGCAAAAAUAUUGAACGUGAACGUGUGACUGACAGGUGUUUCUUGUUACCCAGGUGUGUCCUGUCAGAUGGAUUGUUUAAACAAUAAAUAGCUCUGAACAUCUA
Ictalurus punctatus (channel catfish) is the source of this 1860-nucleotide messenger RNA. RefSeq names its product TNF superfamily member 13 (gene tnfsf13). Bases 206 to 853 code for a protein of 215 amino acids. Gene Ontology annotation, molecular function: receptor ligand activity; tumor necrosis factor receptor binding. Gene Ontology annotation, biological process: immune response. Gene Ontology annotation, cellular component: membrane. The transcript has 6 exons. NCBI's taxonomy places the organism in Eukaryota, Metazoa, Chordata, Actinopteri, Siluriformes, Ictaluridae. The record is from RefSeq and is a predicted model, not a curated record.